Daphnia pulicaria is the source of this 1785-nucleotide messenger RNA. RefSeq names its product methyl farnesoate epoxidase-like. Gene Ontology annotation, molecular function: iron ion binding; oxidoreductase activity, acting on paired donors, with incorporation or reduction of molecular oxygen, reduced flavin or flavoprotein as one donor, and incorporation of one atom of oxygen; heme binding. NCBI's taxonomy places the organism in Eukaryota, Metazoa, Arthropoda, Branchiopoda, Diplostraca, Daphniidae. The record is from RefSeq and is a predicted model, not a curated record. Gene Ontology annotation, biological process: xenobiotic metabolic process. Gene Ontology annotation, cellular component: cytoplasm; intracellular membrane-bounded organelle. Bases 75 to 1562 code for a protein of 495 amino acids. The transcript has 10 exons.
AAUCCUCAGUUCAAUAACCCGCAGAUCAGUCGAGGAGUAUAGUAGCGAUAUUCGAAUUAGUCACAACUAAAUUGAUGUCUAUUUUACUGAUUUUGUUUUAUGUGCUGCUUGCUAUUUUCUGUUUCAUCAAGUUAACUUUGCGACCGCACAAUUUCCCACCAGGACCAAGAGGAAUGCCUUUCCUGGGCUUUGCGCCUUUUUUCCCAACGAAUAAACCAUUCUUCAGCACCCUGCAGAAGAUGGCUAAGAAAUACGGACCGGUAAUUGGUUUCUAUUUGGGACCAACUCAGCCGUUUAUUUCUGUUGACGGGAAACAGGCUGCCAAAGAAGCACUGCUGAAUAACGACCUAAACGGCAGACCGUCGGGUACAGUCAUUAUUAGCAGAUCGUUUGGGGAGAAGCUUGGUUUAGUAAUGGUGGACGGCGAUUUUUGGCAAGAACAACGGAGAUUCACGUUGCGUCAUUUUCGUGAUCUUGGAUUCGGAAAGACGUACAUCGAGAAUCAGAUGAUGGACGAGAUAAGCGACUUGGUUUUGGAUAUUACUGAAGCUGCCAAAUCCGAUCCCGAUCACGUAGUCGAUUUCAAAGCCAUUUUCACAGUGUCGGUGUUCAACAUUUUAUGGGUAAUUAUUGGAGGCAAACGAUUUCAGCGGGACAACCUGGAGUUCAAGAAGCUCUUGAACAAUCUCGCCCAAUUUCUCAAAUGUGGAAAUAUUCGAGCCCUUCUUCCUAUCCCAGCAUUUCUCAUUCGACUUUUCCCUUCUCUACCUGGUAAGCUUGGUAUUAAUGGCGACUUAUGUCUUCCCGUUCAACAAUUUAUUGAGAAAUCGAUCGACGAACACAUUGCCACCAGGUCAAAGGGAGAUGCCCCUCGUGAUUUCAUCGACGCCUAUUUGGACGAAAUGGAAGAGCCAUCGGAAAAAGAUUCUACUUUCACCAAAAAGCAACUGAUAAUUUUAGUACAGGAUCUAUUCACUGCAGGCUCUGACACCUCGUCAGCGACGAUUGGAUAUACGGUGCUCUACAUGAUUAAUUAUCCAGCCAUACAACAGAAGAUGCGUGAAGAAAUUAAAAAUGUUUGUGGCGAUUCUCUGCCGUCACUCGCACAUCGCGCUAGUUUGCCCUUUACCGAGGCGUUUGUUAUGGAAGUAUUGAGGAUGUCUAACGUAGUUGCACUGGGUGUUCCCCAUCUUGCCAUGAACCAAACGCAACUUUUAGGAUUCACCAUUCCCAAAGGAAGCAUUGUUUCGAUCAAUCUCAACUCAGUGCUGCGAGAUGCUGAAAUGUGGCAAGAUCCAGAAAAUUUCCGACCAGAACGUCACCUGGACGCCGACGGAAAACUGUUCAGAAACCAAGCCUUCGUUCCUUUUGGCAUGGGGAAACGAAUCUGUAUGUGUGAGUCGUUGGCUCGGAACACGGUUUUUCUGUUCACCGCAGCCCUCGCCAAAACGUUCGAAUUCAAAUCUCUGCCGAACAAACCGCCGCCGACACUGGAACCCAUUGUCGGACUAGUUUCGAGCCCCCAACCAUUCAAAGCCGUUGUAGUUCCUCUGGUCCACUGAAAAAAAAUUACAUUAACUUUAAAAUAAGACUUGGUAACAUUACAUACCUACGCUAUAGCAGGCGCAAGUAAAGUUACACGUAAUCAAGCUAACCCAGAGUCCGCCAUUCGUACGGAAAAUCCCAGACGGUGUUUUUUAUUCGUGUAUUUGUUUGUGUGAGGCCCAACUAGAAAACUGUAAUAUUGGGCAACAGAGUAAAAAAAAAAAAAAACCUUGAAAGUUU